Molecule: messenger RNA, 2211 nt
Organism: Cynocephalus volans (Philippine flying lemur)
Lineage: Eukaryota; Metazoa; Chordata; Mammalia; Dermoptera; Cynocephalidae
Gene: MPO
Product: myeloperoxidase
Exons: 13
Coding region: 52-2211 (719 amino acids)
Biological process (GO): response to oxidative stress; defense response to bacterium
Molecular function (GO): heme binding; peroxidase activity
Source: RefSeq, a predicted model, not a curated record
AACAUUCGUUGCCUUGUUGACAUUUGCUGGGCUGUGGGUCUCAUUGCAGAGAUGCUGCUGCUCCUGGCCCUAACAGGGCUCCUGGCCAUUCUGGCUGUGUCCCAGCCCUCUGAGGGUGCCACUCCAGCUGUCGUGGGGGAGGUGGAGACCUCGGUGGUGCUGACCUGCAUGGAGGAAGCUAAGCGGCUCGUGGAUAAGGCCUACAAGGAGCGGCGGGAAAGCAUCAAGCAGCGACUUCGCAGUGGCUCGGCCAGCCCCAUGGAACUCCUGUCCUACUUCAAGCAGCCGGUGGCAGCCACCAGGACAGCUGUGAGGGCCGCUGAUUAUCUGCAUGUGGCCCUAGACCUGCUGCAGCAGAAGUUGCGGCCCCUGCGGCCGGGGCCCUUCAAUGUCACUGAUGUGCUGACGCUCGCCCAGCUGGAUCUGCUGUCCAAGUCAAGUGGCUGCGCCUACCAGGACGUGGGGGUGACGUGCCCGGAGAAGGACAAGUAUCGCACCAUCACCGGGCACUGCAACAACAGACGCAGCCCCACGCUGGGGGCCUCCAACCGCGCCUUUGCUCGAUGGCUGCCAGCUGAGUACGAGGACGGCUUCUCGCUGCCCUACGGCUGGACGCCCGGCGCCAAGCGCGGCGGCUUCCCGGUGCCCCUGGCUCGCGCGGUCUCCAACGAGAUCGUGCGCUUCCCCACGAAGCAGCUGACCCCGGACCGGCAGCGCUCGCUCCUGUUCAUGCAGUGGGGACAGCUGAUCGACCACGACCUCGACUUUACCCCCGAGCCCGCCGCCAGGGUCUCCUUCCUCACGGGCCUAAACUGCGAGACCAGCUGCCUGCAGCAGCCGCCCUGCUUCCCGCUCAAGAUCCCACCCAACGACCCCCGCAUCAAGAACCAACGCGACUGCAUCCCCUUCUUCCGCUCCUGCCCGGCCUGCACCCAGGGCAACAUCACCAUCCGCAACCAGAUCAACGCGCUCACCGCCUUCGUGGACGCCAGCAUGGUGUACGGCAGCGAGGACCCCUUGGCCAUGAGGCUGCGCAACAGGACCAACCAGCUGGGGCUGCUGGCUGUCAACACCCGCUUCCGAGACAAGGGCCGGGCCCUGCUGCCCUUCGACAACCUGCACGACGACCCCUGUCUCCUCACCAACCGCUCCGUGCGCAUCCCCUGCUUCCUGGCAGGGGACACCCGCUCUAGUGAGAUGCCCGAGCUCACCUCCAUGCACACCCUCUUUUUGCGGGAGCACAACCGGCUGGCCACACAGCUCAAGCGCCUGAAUCCCCGCUGGGAUGGAGAGAGGCUCUACCAGGAAGCCCGGAAGAUCGUGGGGGCUAUGGUCCAGAUCAUCACUUACCGGGACUAUCUGCCCCUGGUGCUGGGGCCAGAGGCCUUGAGGAAGUACCUGCCCAGGUACAGCGGCUACAAUGACUCGGUGGACCCACGCAUCUCCAAUGUUUUCACCAAUGCCUUCCGCUAUGGCCACACCCUCAUCCAGCCCUUCAUGUUCCGCCUGGACAAUCGAUACCGGCCCAUGGGGCCCAACCCCCGUGUUCCACUGAGCAGGGUCUUUUUUGCCACCUGGAGGGUAGUGCUGGAAGGUGGCAUUGACCCCAUCCUCCGAGGCCUCAUGGCCACCCCUGCCAAGCUGAAUCGCCAGAACCAAAUUGUGGUAGACGAGAUCCGGGAGCGAUUGUUUGAGCAGGUCAUGAGGAUCGGGCUGGACUUGCCUGCUCUGAACAUGCAGCGCAGCCGGGACCAUGGCCUCCCAGGGUACAAUGCCUGGAGGCGCUUCUGCGGGCUCCCACAGCCCAACACGGUGGGCGAGCUGGGCACGGUGCUGAAGAACCAGGACUUGGCGAGAAAGCUGAUGGCGCUCUAUGGCACGCCCAACAACAUUGAUAUCUGGAUGGGUGGCGUGGCCGAGCCCCUGCAGCCCAAUGGCCGCGUGGGCCCACUCCUCGCCUGCCUCAUAGGCACCCAGUUUAGGAAGCUCCGGGAUGGUGAUCGGUUUUGGUGGGAGAACAAGGGCGUGUUCAGCACACGGCAGCGGCAGGCCCUGGCCAAGAUCUCCUUGCCCCGCAUCAUCUGCGACAACACAGGCAUCACUACCGUGUCCAAAAACAACAUCUUCAUGUCCAACUCAUUUCCCCAGGACUUUGUCAACUGCAGUACCCUCCCUGCAUUGGACCUGGCUCCCUGGAGGGGCAGUGCCUAG